AUGGAGGAAGGAAGUGGAGGAGGAGGUGAACUUGGGAGAGAAUCGUCGGAGCAGGAGCUCCACCCGACGGCAGCACCUCUCCUGCACGGCCGCGUCGAUGCUCAACCUCUUCUUCUGUCUCUCCCUCUCCUUGUGGUUCUGGAACCAGUAGAACACAGCUCCCUUAGAAUACGUAUCUGUUCCGCUGGUGGUGCAGGAGGAGGCAGCAACAAGAGUAGCUUCCUGUGCAGGCAGUCGAGCACCAGGUGGAUACCAACAGCGGAGCAGAUACGCAUUCUGAGAGAGCUCUAUUAUAACAAUGGGGUGAGGUCUCCCAGUGCGGAGCAGAUACAGAAGAUAUCGGCCAGGCUGAGGCAGUAUGGCAAGAUAGAGGGGAAGAACGUGUUCUACUGGUUCCAGAACCAUAAGGCGAGGGAGAGACAAAAGAAGAGGCUGAGCACCGACGCGGCCGUGCAGCAAAGGUGCUCUGCCGUCGGGUGGAGCUCCUGCUCCGAUGAUUUCUCUCCCAAGUUCACCUCCUCCUCCACUUCCCUCCUUCAUACCAGUGCUCCUGGAAUUUCUUCAUGUGGAGCAAGCAUAGUCUCUGGGGAGAUGGCUGGUGUUAGCUCUGCCCUGGUGGAAAGAGGUAGUUUCGGGUAA
Nymphaea colorata (pocket water lily) is the source of this 639-nucleotide messenger RNA. RefSeq names its product protein WUSCHEL-like. NCBI's taxonomy places the organism in Eukaryota, Viridiplantae, Streptophyta, Magnoliopsida, Nymphaeales, Nymphaeaceae. The record is from RefSeq and is a predicted model, not a curated record. Gene Ontology annotation, biological process: plant organ development. Gene Ontology annotation, molecular function: DNA-binding transcription factor activity; DNA binding.